AGGAAAUGCUUCUCCUGUUAUUCCUACAUUACUUCUAUUCCUAUGACCUUUGCAAACAUCAGAAAAUUGCGUAGAAAGUUCUAGUUGUUGUUAGCAGCUUUUUGGCAUGGUUUGAGAUUAAUAAUCUAGGGACCCUGAGUUUGUGUAAAUGGAUGACCACUUGGUGUUCCAAGGACUGGUGCUCACACAUAGCUUUGAUUAGAUUAUGUGUUUCUUAAAAUGCCCAUGGCAUUUUAUGUUUUAAUUUUUGCAGCAUUUUUUGUGUGUUUGGUUUCAGUGAACCACUGUUAGCAAUACAGAAUUUUCCCUGCUGGGGAACUUUCCAAUAAUGGGGAAGUUUCCUAAAGAAGUAGGUAUGGUUACAUCAACAUUUAAGUUGUCACAUGAAGUCUUUUGACAAAUAGUUCUGGUUUUUCCUGUGUUUUUCAUUUGAUUGUGGCAGAAACAAGCAGUAGCAGUACUGAGGAGCAAUUUGCACAGUUUAGAAUAAACUUUGCUUUCAAAAAACUAUUUGCCACAGAUGUUGGAAGCUGGCAACAAGAGGACAGAAAGGGCAUUGUGGUAGGUACUGUAAGAAAAACAGCAAGCUUUAGUAAAGGACUUUGACUGAUAUAAAGGUCUCAAACUGAUCCAGAGGAUUCUUCUGCUCAGGAUAAAAGAGGAGAAGGUUCUAUAAUGAUUAUUGCAGUGGUUUUCUUUUUGCAUGUGCAUCUGGAUUUGACCUGGACCUACAUUUUUUUCCCUCUGAAAGUGAAAAAUUGAAUACAGAAGCGAACUUUCUCAGUCUUGAGGAAAUUUUUUAGGUUCCAUCUGCAUCAUGGGAAGGCCUUUGUUUUUGUAUGUAUUUUUAUUCUGCUGGCAUUUCCUAAAUGCUUUAUUCACUGUCGAAGCUCCUCAGUCACUCUACAUUGCGGAACGUGGGAACAAUGUGACCAUGGAAUGCACAUUUCCAGUGAAUGGGAAAUUAGAAUUUAGAGAUUUAAGUGUCAGCUGGGAAAAGAAAGAUGAGUUGAAGCAGGUUUAUGUACUUCACAAAGGAGAGGAAGACUUCAAAAUUCAGCACAGUGACUUUACAGGAAGAAUAAAAUUGUUGAAAGAGAAUCUGAACUUGGGACAGUCUCUCCUUCAGAUCACUGAUGUGAAGCUCAGAGAUGCAGGGGUUUACCGCUGUGUUAUUGUCUAUGGGGGAGCUGACUACAAGACAAUCCAUCUGAAAGUUAAGGCUCCUUACAGAAUUAUAAACCAAGGAGUGGUGAGCACAGGACGCAAUGAAUGGAAGUUGACGUGUCAGUCGGAGGGAUACCCAGAAGCUGAAGUGAUAUGGCAAAAUAGAAACUACGAAGAUUUGACUUAUAAGGCAAACACAAAAUUUGAAACUGCAAGUGACCAGUUGUACCGUGUGACAAGUACCCUUACAAUCAAAAGUGGAAUUAAUGAGAUUUAUUACUGUAUAUUCUGGAAUAAAGAGCUGCAAGAAAAUACAACUGCCAUUUUACACAUAGCAGAUUCAACUGAUGGCAUUCUCCAGACUGAGAGCAGACGCUUUGUUGGAGCAACUCUCAUUGCUACUGCUUUUGUUGGAUCAGUGCUUCUGUUUCUGCUCUGCAUAAUAAAAGCUAGAGCAAAUAAGGGCAACAGAACACCUGUGGCAAGUCCAUCAAUAACAAAACUGUCAAAAGAUACGAAUACACACAACUGGAGAGAUGCUUCCCUUGAAGACAGAGAACUGAAAUAUAUACAAAUUGAGAAGACCUAGAGAGAGAAGGGGAAGACUUUUUCCCUUUUGUUGUGAAGAUUUGUCAGCUCAAAUGUUCUGUGUUCUAUGUAUUGGAGGGGAUAUUAAUUUUUUUUGUAUUUAUUGUGUGAUAGCAGUCUUCUAUAUUGUUGUAACACAGGAAAAAAUGUAAUGAAGGUAAAAUAAUUAUUAUAGCAUAAAAAAUUAUUGAAUGCAGGCUUCUGUAUAUGUUACUGGAUAUUGAGGUAUUUAUUUAAAUAUCAAAGUUUCUACCUUCUCAAGUUUAGACAAAUGUGUCUUUUAAAGAUUUCAUUUAAUUGAAUGUAUCUUUCAGGUAAAGCACUUUAGGUCUAUGACCAUCAUGAAUUUCAUAGCUAGCUCUUGAUAGGUCAUCUUCUGAACCUUUUUUUCUUCUUUCUUCACCUGAGUUUUCAGUUUCCUGCACAUAACUGGUUUUCCAUACUUUAAAGAAUCUUUUCAAAACUUUGAUCCUCAUAAAAGGUGCAACAAGACAAGUUGCCAUACAUACAGGGCAUUUUCAUUAUUAAAAUACCAGAUGCUCUCAGCUAAGCCUGAAAAAGAUGAUUUAAAACUCUUGGUAACUAUGGUUUGGAAAUUAAAUAAUACUAAACUUUUUGAUAUUUUCUUUUGGGCAUUUAAUUUCCUCAUGAUAUUGCUGGCACUACUUGGUUACUGCUCACUGUCUUCUGAUUUGCAGUCUGGGGAUAAUACAAUUCUUUGGACAUUUAGGAAAAGCAGCCCUUUCUUUAGAUUACCAUUUUGUUUUCUUGGAAAUGGAAAAAGGAAAACCUAUUUACUUCAAGGACAUGAAAUACAUGCACAUGUGAUUACAUAGAAAUGCUGAAGAAACCUGUUCCUGGAUCCCAUUUCACAAGUUAUUGUUAUGUUACAUUUUGCUAAGUGCAUAGCCUUUUGGGAGGGAUAACACACAGGUGAAAAAAAUUUAUUACAAUGGUCUUCACAAUUGUAUUUUUUUAAUAAAAAAGAAUUAAAAACCA
Molecule: messenger RNA, 2754 nt
Organism: Serinus canaria (Common canary)
Lineage: Eukaryota; Metazoa; Chordata; Aves; Passeriformes; Fringillidae
Product: programmed cell death 1 ligand 1
Exons: 8
Coding region: 818-1756 (312 amino acids)
Biological process (GO): T cell costimulation; cell surface receptor signaling pathway; negative regulation of T cell proliferation
Cellular component (GO): external side of plasma membrane
Source: RefSeq, a predicted model, not a curated record